Seriola dumerili (greater amberjack) is the source of this 4013-nucleotide messenger RNA. RefSeq names its product type I inositol 1,4,5-trisphosphate 5-phosphatase-like (gene inpp5l). The record is from RefSeq and is a predicted model, not a curated record. Gene Ontology annotation, biological process: phosphatidylinositol dephosphorylation. Lineage: Eukaryota; Metazoa; Chordata; Actinopteri; Carangiformes; Carangidae. Bases 431 to 1615 code for a protein of 394 amino acids. The transcript has 16 exons. Gene Ontology annotation, molecular function: inositol-polyphosphate 5-phosphatase activity.
UGUAAGUGCCUGGUCCGGUUAUCAGAGCGGUUUGUCAAAGCAACAGCAGAUGCAACGUCCAGCCGGGUUUAAGUCUGCUAAGAAGCCACUAGUCCAAUUAACCGAGGGGAGGCGGAAAUCCGCGCACGCAGGCUGUAAAAACAACUUAUCUGCUCCUCCUCGGCCCGACGAUGGAUAUGAGCGCCGCUCCGGUGUAUGAUGACAACCUGAUACUACGACAGCCCGCCAUCAGCAGACAAGUUGGAGCAGGAGCGACACGGUGUCAUCAGUGAGAUGCUGGUGUAAUUUUAAGCGGUUGUAGACGCGAUUCGGGCUCUCACAGUAAAGCCUCUGUAAGCUCCUGGAGAGAAGCUGUCUCAGGCCCUGGGCACGCGUCAUUUGGCGACGCUGCGGAGUUUCCUCGGACUGUUUGUGAACGCGGAUCGUGAACAUGGAAACAUUCACUGAUGUGCUGCUUGUCACCGCAAAUGUCGGGUCACUCUUUGACAAUUUGGGUGAAAUUCAAAGUGAGUGGCUACAAGAAUUGUAUAAGACUAUCCACAGCUACAAGCCACAGUUCAUCGCCCUGCACUUCCAGGAGGUGGGCGGGAAGGACUACAUGGUUAACAUGGGCCAUGCAGACAACUUCUUCCGGAGCAUCGAGUCCAAUGAAGAAAUGAAAGACUAUGACAGGGUCUGCAUCUAUGUGGACAACCAGUUCCAAGCAGAGGACGUCUUCACCGCUCUGGGGAGCAUGUACUUCAUCCACAAGACACUGAAAAACAUCUACCAAUAUGACUUUAAUGUUAAGGAUUUUAAAGCGGUGUCGGGGCAGAACAAGUACGUGGGCUCUCUGGCCGGGGUCACCACAGUGGAGAAAGAAAAAUUCCCAAAGAAUUUCUGGCCUGAUUUCAAAUGGUCCAGAAAGGGCUUCAUGAGGACCCGCUGGAUCAUACACAAUCAAGGUCUGGACCUGGUCAAUGUCCACCUGUUCCAUGAUGCCUCCAACCUCACUGCCUGCGAAUCCAGUCCUUCCAUUUACUCAGCUAACCGCAAAAACGCUCUCAGAUACGUCAUCAACAGGAUAUCAGACAGCCGCUACACUCCUCUGCCUUUCUUCCUGUUUGGAGACUUCAACUUCCGCCUGGACACACUUAGUCUGGUCCAGCAUCUGUCCACCUCAGCAGAUGUGCAGACAGUGAAGAAGGACAGCAGCAAUGAAGUGGAGAAAAUCAUCUGUGAAGAAAAAGACAAUGACCACCAGGUGUUGCUCCAAAUUGAGGAGAAGCUGUUUGCCUAUCUGCACCAGGCAUAUUUCAGGGAGGACAACGUCCCAUCACUUUUGAAAUAUGACAAAGAAGUUGCAGUCUUUCAUGAUGUUAUCAGAGAAGAGGACAUCAAGUUUCCACCCAGCUACCCCUACAGUGAAGAGUACACUAAACCGACCCAGUACAUGAACACUCGCUGUCCGGCCUGGUGUGAUCGUAUUCUCAUGUCGCACACUGCCCAAGAAUUCAUCCACAGGAGAGAUGACGAUGAGAGGGGCGUUGUUUACGACACAUUGGGGCCUAACGUCUGUAUGGGAGACCAUAAGCCUGUUUUCCUGUUUUUCUCACUGAAGACAAACGGCCAUUGACUUUGAUCCUUCUCAAAGGUCCCAUCCUUGGAGCUCCGCCACAGUAUCAGUACCAGAAGGUAAUCAGCUCAAUGGUUACUAACUACAGCCCACCCGCCGCAGGCCUCGACUCAGUUUAACGCCCCAUCCUAACGUAACUGGUUUCUCACAUCUGCUCUCGCUGCCACACACUGUCGACCACAGCUUUAGUGACUUGAGCACAGAUUAAUCUGCAGCUGUCAUGAAUUUCUGAGGCAGUUUUCCUCUCACUCGCAGACGUCCCCUGGCCUGAAAACCCAGUCACACUGAGGAUGUUCCUAGAAUUCCUGCUGUGUUUUUUUUGUUUUGUUUUGUUUUUUUCAAAUGGGACCAAACAAUGAUGUAAAGACUCAAGUGUGUGACUCUGGACCAGGCCCUUUACACGGACAUGUACAUGCAUAUGCAAAACCUUCUUAAAUUUUUUUAUUAGUGUGAUUGAAACUGUUGACUUUUUGAAAAUAUGUCUUUUAUUUUACAGGCAGUGUCAGACAAACCCCAGGCCAGCAGAUCACAAAUUUACUCAUUCCUCAUUGGCCCUAAAUAAUUGAUUAAAUCUCACCAGUUAGUCAGGCCACACUGUUGCAACUGAACUAGAGAGCUUCCACUCAGUAAAUUUUAACUUAGCAGUUGAAUUCAGCCAAUCAUAAUCCAGUAUCAUGAAGUAAUGUGUAGCUAAAGAUAUAGAAGAGUAUUAGUGUUAUCAUGAGGCAGAGUGUAUGUAGAGAUUGAAUCAUGAAAACUAAACAAUAUGGGAUCUUUAAUAUCAAGUAUUGGACAUAGGUCCUACUGACUACAUGUGUAUGCUUUUAUUUUGUAUUUGAUGCCAUUUUUAGUUCAGGUAUUUAUUUUGUUGAAGUUGUUUACUAUGACUGUAAGCAGCAUUUCACACCAGAGGGAAACACAGUAGAGGAAUGCUGCUAUCUCAGUUUCCUGUCCACGUCUUUGAUCAGAUGUCCUCUGUAGAUAAAACCUCGAAGAAUUUCUUACUGACAUGUUGUUUUUCAUACAUGUGGCUACUUCACACACAGCGGCUUUAACUAUGUCAGAUGUGUCCUGAUCACAUAACAAAAUCAGUUUCAGAGUGGAUUUUGAUAAAGUUUUUAAUACUGACAUUAUUUAGAAAGGACACUAGACAGUCUUAACAUUUUAAAGCAACAACGAACCAACCGCAGCAGUCUAGUCUGUUUAUGAAUGCUGUGGCAGGGGCUGAAUUUAUGAACAGAAUCUUUUACCCUGUUAAAUUUAUAAAGACAUUCUUUCUGUGAACCAACUUUACAUGUAUACCAAGUGCUUUAUUCCACAAGCUGCAACUCAGCAGUCCUCGGUUUGUCGGUUUUAGCUGUCCUCACUCAGUGAAAGUUAUCUUUUCAGUUAAUCACACAGAAAUCUGUUCCACCCUGUUCUGGUUGGCAUCAACCUUAUUUCAUUGCCAAAAGAAUGAUGCUGUCGGCCUCGUGUGUUUACGUCUAACUGUAGUUAGGGAGUGUGGAUGUUUGAUUCACGUGGCUUCACAAAAACUUCACGAAACCCUGCAUAUACACAGUUUAUACAAACACACACACACACACACACACACACACACACACACACACACACACACACGUGCACCCACAGACAACACAAAAGUUGUUUUGGAUUUCUUCGAUUUUUGUUGCAUUUUGUUUCUUUGAUUCGUAGUCUCACACUGUAGCACCAGCGCUGUAAUAUAUUUUUGAUGUGUGGAUUAUCAGUUUGAUUUUGUUUUUCUUUCGCUGGCUUUAACAAUGACCCAGAGAUUUAAAAUAUGUUUGUGGUUUGUUACUUGUUGUAUUUUGAUUUUUUUUUGUGUGUGUGUGUGUUUUGUGAGGGUUCUCUUGUCUUAAACAGCUCGGUGGUACAGCACUCAGUAUAUAUUCAUUCAAAAAUACUUUUUCACGCAUAAAUUCACAAGAUAUUCAUAUUAAGUUUGGACUCAUUUGUACAGAGGGAUUUGUUAUAACAAGAUUAAAGUGGCAAUCUCAAAGAGUUUCAUUUAAGUAAGUGUCUUUUCAGUCACUAUCUGUUGCUGAGUGGAGUAACAAUUGAGAUUGAGCCUAUGACCCACUGAUGAGAUUAUAUAGAAGUCUUUGCAUUUUACAGUUUUAUGAACUGGGUGUCUGGUAUGACAACAUGGAACAUGAGUCACUUAUACAAAUGAGUGGUUCAAACCUGAUAAUGAAACUGCGAUCUUUGAAAUUGCAACUUUAAGACUCAGUGAUGCAAACGUCAGAAAUAAACGUUUAAGAGUUCAUCGUUGACCAGUCCUGGGAGUGGGGUUGGUUACAUGGCCAGUAUCACCCUUUGAUGAACUCUGGUCCAACACUACAACAUUGUGAUAUUUCACUUUUGUAAAUAAAAUAUU